AGGAGACGCCCAAACUCAGCCCAUUCGCACAGGGGCUCGCCGUGCUGCCCCUGCCCCUGCCUGCCUGACACUGACGCCGGACAGGACUCAGGGGAGAGAGAGAGAGCGGAGAUGCCGGAACUGCCGGAGGUGGAGGCGGCGCGGCGGGCGCUGGAGGCGCACUGCGUGGGCCGCCGCAUCACGCGCUGCGCCGUCGCGGACGACCCCAAGGUCGUCGUCGCUGCCGCCGGGCGCGUGACCUUCGAGCGCGCCAUGGUGGGCAGGACCAUCGUGGCCGCGCGCCGGAGGGGCAAGAAUCUCUGGCUCCGCCUCGACGCCCCGCCCUUCCCCUCGUUCCAGUUCGGGAUGGCAGGUGCGAUCUACAUAAAGGGCGUUGCCGUCACAAAGUACAAGAGAUCGGCUGUCAACUCCGAGGACGAGUGGCCCUCCAAGUACUCCAAAUUCUUCGUCGAGCUUGAUGAUGGCUUGGAGUUUUCUUUCACUGAUAAGAGGCGCUUUGCAAGAGUUCGGUUAUUUGAUGAUCCUGAAACGGUACCUCCAAUUUCUGAGUUAGGUCCAGAUGCGCUCUUUGAGCCGAUGUCUGUUGAUAAUUUUGUGGACUCACUGAGCAGGAAGAAGAUUGGAAUAAAAGCUCUUUUACUUGAUCAGAGCUUCAUAUCAGGCAUUGGUAAUUGGAUUGCAGAUGAGGUGCUUUACCAGUCGAAAAUCCAUCCAUUGCAGAUUGCUUCUAGCCUAACAAGGGAGAGUUGUGAAGCGCUACACCAAAGCAUCCAAGAGGUUGUGACAUAUGCUGUCGAUGUUGAUGCUAAUUGUGAUCGCUUUCCUGUGGAAUGGUUGUUUCAUCACCGCUGGGGCAAGAAGCCUGGUAAAGUCGAUGGAAAGAAAAUUGAAUUCAUAACAGCUGGUGGCAGGACUACAGCCUAUGUGCCACAACUGCAGAAGCUGACUGGGACCCAAUCUAACAAAAAAGUAGUGGCUAGCCCAGGGCAAGUGAGCGAGGAUGGUGAUGCCAAGGAAGCAGGGGCAGAAGUAGAAGUGGAAGCUGAUGAUGAUUUGAAGCCAAGAAAGAGAGUGGCAACAUUCAAGGCUGCCAAGGGACAGCAAAACAAGGAUGCCAUAAGUGCCCCUUCCAAAAUAACAAGGAAAAUUGCUGGUGGCAAGAAGAAACAAAGCAUUAAACAUGGCAGCAAAGAUGAUAUGAAGACUACAGGACGAAACAAAGCUGGUGCUGGUAGCAACUAUGAGCAUGGUUUGGACGAACCUGCUGCUAAGAUGCGCAAAGUAUCAGGCCGGGGUACAAGAAAUUCGUCCAAGAAUAAACCGAAGACUACCAAAUAAUUAAUCUGGAAGAAGAUAAAAGUGUAUGGUGGUUACACGUUGUCUAACAUCAGUUUAGUGUAGAGUAUGUUGGUUAUGUGUUUUAUACUACAUUCCAGUGAUUAUGAAACCAUUUGAAAUCCCCGGAAUUUCGUAACCUUGUCUCGGUUUCUUGAACUGCAGCAGUAUCGUGUUACCGUAUGAACAGAAAAUGCAUCUGUUUGAACUUUC
Messenger RNA from Aegilops tauschii subsp. strangulata, 1548 nucleotides. Its product is annotated as formamidopyrimidine-DNA glycosylase. NCBI's taxonomy places the organism in Eukaryota, Viridiplantae, Streptophyta, Magnoliopsida, Poales, Poaceae. The record is from RefSeq and is a predicted model, not a curated record. Gene Ontology annotation, cellular component: nucleus. Gene Ontology annotation, molecular function: damaged DNA binding; oxidized purine nucleobase lesion DNA N-glycosylase activity; zinc ion binding. Gene Ontology annotation, biological process: base-excision repair.